AUGAUGACACCUUUUGCUCUCUUUUUUCUAUCAAUUGCUAUAAUUGAAUCCAUGGCAGGAAUUCUAGGAACUGGAAUUAUCUGGGCUGCCAGUUUAUUGAGCUGCAUUAGGAGCAAAACACGGUCCACCUAUGAUUUGAUCAUGAUCUCAAUGAGUUCAUCCAGAAUUACAUUGCAAUGCUGGAUUAUACUGGAUUUAUUCUUAACUAUAUUUUAUGAACCCUAUUAUUAUGAAGAAAAUAUACUUGCAGUUAUCGGGACAGUCUAUAUGUUUCUGAACUACUCCAGCCUCUGGUUUGGAGCCUGGCUUAGUGUCUUCUAUUGCAUCAAGGUUGCCAGUUUUACACAGUCUUUCUUCAUCUGGCUGAAGCAAAGAAUUGCCAGGCUGAUGCCCUGGAUGCUGCUCACAUCAUGGCUCUGCUCCAUCAUAGCUGCAAUUCCCUUCAUCUGGGAUGACUCCAGUGCGCAUAGGAACUUCACUACUCCUCAACCUAUGACAAACUCUUCAGCAGUGAGAACCACAAAGAAAGAUAGAUUUGGUUUAUUAAUCCUUCUCUGUAAUGCAAGUACAGCUUUGCCUUUUAUACUGUCUGUUGUUUCUAGUGUCCUGCUGAUUCGGUCUCUGUGGAUACACAGGAGACGGAUGCAAAAUAAUGCAAGUGGCUUCAGGGAUCCCAGCUCAGAGGCACAUAUCAGUGCCAUCAAGUCAGUCUUUUCUUUACUUAUCCUUUAUGUUGCAUAUUUUAUAGGUUUCACUUUUCUUUUAUAUAAUAUUUUUUUACGUUUCAGCAUCCCAAAAUCCAUAUGUAUUGCUGUAUUAGCUGCCUGUCCUACAGGACACUCCAUAGUCUUAAUUUGGAGCAAUCCAAAAUUUCAAGAGCUGCCAGCUAGGAUUUGGCACCUCACAAACUGUCCUGUCAGAACUAGAUGCAUGUAA
Poecile atricapillus (Black-capped chickadee) is the source of this 936-nucleotide messenger RNA. Its product is annotated as taste receptor type 2 member 40-like. The record is from RefSeq and is a predicted model, not a curated record. Gene Ontology annotation, molecular function: G protein-coupled receptor activity; bitter taste receptor activity. The transcript has a single exon. Gene Ontology annotation, biological process: detection of chemical stimulus involved in sensory perception of bitter taste; G protein-coupled receptor signaling pathway; sensory perception of taste. Lineage: Eukaryota; Metazoa; Chordata; Aves; Passeriformes; Paridae. Gene Ontology annotation, cellular component: membrane. Bases 1 to 936 code for a protein of 311 amino acids.